Dendroctonus ponderosae (mountain pine beetle) is the source of this 5699-nucleotide messenger RNA. RefSeq lists its product as uncharacterized. The record is from RefSeq and is a predicted model, not a curated record. Gene Ontology annotation, biological process: cell differentiation. The transcript has 8 exons. Lineage: Eukaryota; Metazoa; Arthropoda; Insecta; Coleoptera; Curculionidae. The coding region runs from base 294 to 5000 and encodes 1568 amino acids.
CACUGACUGCGUUCUCGGUGUUUUCCACUUGCUUACCGGCGUUUGUGCCGCGUACUUGUGAGCGUGUUUCGUUCGUCUCGCGCGUCCAAGUUGCGACUUUUCCGGAAAAUGUGAACGACAAACCGGCUGUUUUGUGAAAACUGUGCCCGUUUUGUUCGGUUUUUCGCAGCAACUGCGUGCCGGAGUUUUGGAUGACUUUGCGCUUGAAUCCACAAUGUUUGUUUCGGUAAUUUAAGGCCCCAAAAGUGAUAUGCUUGCAGUAUUGGCUUGCGGUUCAGUGCGCUCGAAUAAAAAUGCCGUUCGUGCAAAGGGUUGUGGAACCCAAGUACCUGUCGAGAGUGACUCUGUUCAACGAAAAUGGUACCCCCAAAGUCUCAGAUGGGGAGUUGGAAGCUGUCACAAAUUUUACGCUUUGCAAUGCGCUCAGGCAACUUGCGUCGCUGUCGCUGAUUGCUGACGACAUUUUCAAGGAAUUGGGUUCUCAGCUGCGAACCGUCUAUAAGCGAUGUGAGGUGGUGAGAACCCGAAUUAGUCUCGUGGAUGAGAAGCUGGCCCAGUUCGAUCCCAAAAAGGUUCCUGUGCCUGUUGGUGACAUCUGCUCCUUUGCCCAGACCAAGGAGCACUAUGCCGCCAAACACCCAUUGGACACUAAUUUAUUCGGUGCGGACACGCGACCUGACAGUCUCAAAGCCCUCUAUGAGGCUGCCACCAAGACGCCAGUGCAUGCGAUGCGCCAAUUGGAUCGAUGGCGACGAGACGGGCAUCGGUCUUCACGAUUCUUCGUUUGCACUCCCGUUUUGGGAGCUAAACGGAGGAAGAUCCGGGCCAAAGUCAACAUCGAAAUCGAAACCCGAAUGCCGGCCGUUGUGGAAGAUCUUCGGCGAUGGACCUCAGAUGAAGCAUUGGGCGAUGUGACGGUCGGCACCAACUGCAACAGCCACAUCACAGCGACUUUCAGCGAUGGCGAUCAAACGGACGGUGGCAUCGCCUCAGAUGAAGAACCCCUGGAUCACAAGUUACCUUCGCCUGAAGAACAGCUUCAAAUCGUCGCCUUAAGGUUCCCUGCCCAACUGGUGGCUGUAGAUAUAUCGGGCCGGAGUUUCGACCGGAUGUCCAUGCAAAGACGAUCGCUGAUGAGUGGAGAAGUGGUUAAUCAGACUGUGGAUGGGGACACAGUGAGGAGGCGAGGAAGAACGAGAAGGCCCAGAAACAGGAGGAGGAACACCCUGGCGGGAACCGACCAGAAGGAGAUCCAGAGCGCGAUAACUGCAGGGGCCGAUCUGCCAUCUCCAGACAGUACCGCCCGAGAAGAGGCCCGAAAUGUUCCAGCCACGGUACCCCGAAGCAAGAGCAGCGACUUGCUGCGCUCCAGCGGUGGCAAGAAGGAGUCGCCCGAUGUGAAGAUAUCGCGCUUCAACAGCUUGAAGCAAUGGGGCAAGAGCCAGUACGAGAAGUUGCGCAACAAAAGUGUGGAGAAGAGCGAGACCAGCUCGGGCGGACACAAAAGCCGAGUGGCCUCGGCUGAGGACGGUUUGGACGACUUCAACCUGUAUGAAACGGUGACGAUGAAGAGGAGGAGGGACUUGGAUAAAGAGCGCAAAACGCAUGAGAGGAACUCCUCUAUAUCCAGCUCGGAAAAGUCGGUGCCUGCCGCGACUUUGUCUUCGGUGAUGAAUAUUGCUGUGAAGCUGCGGGACAGCUCGCUGCAGCGCCGGCGACGGCAGGGGAACAAGGACGAGCCGAAUUCCUCCAGUGGGAACUGGAGCGCCAGCUCGGAGAGCGGGCGGGCCUCCAUCGGCUCAGAAAUAACCUCCACCACCCACCCCAAAAGUACCACCUCAGCUGCGACCAGCAGCAACUCAUUGAACCACCCCCCCAGCUCGGUUAAUUCGCGCAGAAGAUUCAACUUCAACAACUCAACAUCUGGCAGUGUGACCAGCGAGGGCAGCACGUUGACCCCCGACAUCAUCCACGACCUGCAUGAGGAUGGCGACUCGGUCUAUUCAUGCGAUACCGAAGGCUACUACACGUCCUUCCACAUGGACAGCGGCCUUAAGACCUUAAAGGAGGAGGACCUCACGUCGCCAGCCUUGCAAAGCAGCGGCGGCUUCAGCAAUUCUGGCUCAAACCACACAGUGCUUUCCGCCGAGAAUGAGUACGAACUGUUCGGCAAAGGGUCCACAUCAACAACGACCAGUUCCGCUGGCACCGUCUGCACAAUGCUUCGAGCUGCUGAGAGCAACCGGAGCCUUGUGAUUGGCCCGGCGGUGCCUGAGCGCAAGAGCUCUCUGUCCAAACUCUCCACCAGAACCCCCGAGGACUCAAUGGAGCGGGAUUAUGGCGAUAAGACUGGAACAGUGAAGCGAAGCCCCGCUCUAUCGCAGGCCAAGGUGGCAAAGGAGACUGCUGGCGAUGUUUCUCCGGAUAGUGGGCACAACACCUCCAGCUCGCCUAUUGAGAGCGUGUCCAGUCCAAACGGGCUGCGGAGCGGCUCGGAUUUCGAGUUCUCUGAAAGCUCCGACAUGGAGGGCCCGGAGAGGAUUGAGCGGAUUAGAGUGAAAACCACCAUCAACUCCAGCAGGAUUCCGUCGAUGUGCGCCAUCACUCCCUCGCAGAGCGAUGACGAAAGCUCCAGCAACGCCUCCUACAAGAAGCAGAUCGAGGUGAAUAACUUGAGGAACAACAUGGAGCUAGUGGGGCUGAAGACCACGCAUAGUAAGUUCAGUUUGAAUCCGCAAACCGGGUAUGUGACUGUGGAGAAGGUGGACCAGCCCGAUGGGGUAAAGGGGAGAGCUUCGCUGCGCUCUGCGUCCCCGAGCGGAGGCAGCGUGAUAAUCAAACCAGAAGCACCGCCGUCCAAACCUAUGCAGCCUGCGAUCAAGUCCAGCCUGCUGCCAUUGAACAGCAUGCUCGGCAAGCUGAGGAUCAACUUAACGAACUUCGCCUCCAGGCGAGAUAAAAGCCCCAGCCAGAAACAGCCAGACGAUCCCAGAGAUGAACCUUUGGACGAAUACGUAACUCUGGCAGACGUGCACAACAACAACGAAAAGUACUCGGCAGAGGAACGGAACAUCUAUGCGAAUGACUUGGUGAACAGGAACCUGAAGACUGUCCUCAGUGGCAAGAUCAGGGAUAUGGAAUACGUGUCCCUUAACGAGCUGCCUGCCCUGGACAACAACAACUUCGUGAAUACUCCCAAUGCAGACUCUCUGGAGAGAAAUCGCCGCUGCGGCGCCAGAGUGCUGCUGGACGCAGAAGGAAAGGUGGUCUACAGCUCGGACAGUCUUCGCAGACGCACAGCGCCCACUAGUUUCGAGCCAGGUCCGUUCGUUAAAACCUCCAGCCCCUGCGGAAGCCCGCAAAUGAUGAGGACAUCGAAACCGAUCCGUCCACCGCCCAACAGUAACGAUCAGAUGAAGCUGAACAUUCCUCAGACUGAGUUCCACCGUCCAAUGUCUCCGACCUCCGGCAACAAAGUGAUUAUCAAAGCGUCGGGCGAUCCUCCGGAGAUUGUUCGCACGCCUGCAGCAGUCGUGCAACCGGCCAGCCCCAAAAUGAGGCCGAUGAGCCCCAAAGGGGCGUACGUGCACGUUCAGGCACCGGGAGGACUGCUGUCGCCGCAAGAAUUCAAAGAAGGCGUAAUUCCUCCAGCUUCCCCGCAAAAGCCGAUCCAGCCCCCCAAAGACACCAUGUUCGGUUACGCUAAGAAUGAGCCGUAUUACCACCCUCAGCCGAACUAUUACUCCACCUUGCCGUCGAAGAAGACUCAGUAUUUCUCCUACGACUUGCCGCCCGAGCGGAGCGUUACUCCAGAUAUUACCAGAGGCCUUGAUAGAGCCUAUAGAAACGAGCAACAGUUGCUGAGCAUGGCGGAAAUUGGCAUCCCCGUGAGCGAGCUGAAGGAGGACAUGUAUGGGAGCGCUAGAUCUCGAAGCCCCAGCUAUAGAUACGACCAUUCGUCCCGAAGCCUCGCGCAGGAGGAUUCAUUGAAGAUCUCCCCGAUCGACCCCAGACACUCUGGGGGGUUCAAGUCGUCCACUCCUUCGCAAAUGAGGGCGGCGGAAAACCUGGAAACCAGACUGCUGUCGCCCAAGAGAAGCACCAUGUCCAACGAGGAGCUUUACGCAGUCAUUCACAAGACCAAGAAGAAGCUGAAUAUUGAGGACGACCUCAAUAGGACUUCGCCGCCCUUGUGCGGCCCCAGGGAACCCGACAGCAGCACCCCGAAGAAAGUGAGCGUUGAGACGGGGUACAUCGGCUCAAGGCAAAGCUGGUCGCCCUCCAAAGGCGAAUACAUCGACUUUAACGCGGACAUUGAUAAAUUCUCCCCCAUAAAUCAGUCGCGAACGCGACAGAGUUGGGCUUGCAACGACCGCAAGGGCUCUAAAAAGACUUCGACGUUGGACUUUAAGAAGCUGCUGCUGCAGAAAAGUUCCUCCUUGUCUGGGAACAAGAAGAUAUCGGCGGUGGAACAGCUGAAGCUCUCCAAACAGCAGAUGCUGAAGGCUCCAGCUGCUAAAUCCAACGAUAUGACCAUUCUGGACUUGAGUGCUUCGCCUAGAAGCUUGGUGAAUCGCAAAACUUUCAAUAAUCCUCCGGGCAGUCCGGAGCGCGGGACUGUUAAGCCAGUGCCAAAAAUCCUGAGCCCGAGGUCGCAGUGGAGGUUCACGAACCCCCGAAGCGACGUGCUUUCUUCGACCAUUAUGGAGGACUGCAGGGAGGAUGAUACGAGCAGUAACGCCUCAAAAAGCUCCCUGGAGAAGCGCGUUAGAGACCUCACCGUCCAAAGCAGUCCAGCGCCAGGCAAAAAGCUAACUUCUUUGCCGGAAAGCAGCAAAAGCGAGCAGCUGAGGACGGUUGAGCAGAAUCAGAGUACAAAAUAUAUGUCUGUAAGCGAAAGAAUGUCCGCUCAAAGAGUCAAGUUUUUUGACAAUGCAAACCAAAAUAACGAAAGUUCAAAAGUUAACAAACUACCACCCACUUUAGAGACUGCAUUUUAAUAGCCAAAAAUAGCUUUAAUCGAGAGGAGGCCUAAGGAGUCGAUUCCGAUUUUCCCAAGAGAUUUUUUAAAACUUUUACAGUAUUUUCAUUGCGACAACGCAUUAUGAGUAUAUAGGGUGAGCUUUCUUCUAUGCAUAGGGGACACUUCACUAUUCAGUCAAGGGUCUCUUUGGUGUUGCAAAGUCAAAGAAACAGAGAUUAUCGGGGUUUUUAGGCCUUCGAAAGCCUGUAAAAGUGCUGUUCAUAAGUGAACUCUUGUGUGAGUAUAAGAGAUGCAAUGAGAUCGCUAUGCAUGAAAAGUCCUCACCCCAUAUUUAUUGCUCAGUUACAUUUGUUUGAAGGUAUUUACGUGUGUAGAAUCAGUAAUCACACCCGCGUUUAUUAAUGUUUGAGUAUUCGCUAUGUUAUUUUACUUAGAAUUACUUGCUAGUUAUAUGGUUUCAGUAUAGGCUUAAAUACCGAUAAGCACCAGAAAAAGCGAUUUUUAAAAAGGUUGUUUCUAGUCUCUCACUUGUGUAAAUCAUGCCCUUCCCAGUGUACAAAGCAUUUGCAAUUGCCUAAGCGAUUUUCCGAAUUUCCAUGCAUUUCCAUUGUAAGAUAUUUUCCGAUUAUUUAUAUUUAAAUAGAAAGCCUAAUAUAUUACAUUUUGUACAUAAAUUAUGAAUAAAAUCCCUUGAAAAUAUAUGCCAGAAUGUUUA